Messenger RNA from Rhagoletis pomonella (apple maggot), 4041 nucleotides. RefSeq names its product glycerol-3-phosphate acyltransferase 1, mitochondrial (gene mino). The coding region runs from base 856 to 3525 and encodes 889 amino acids. The transcript is spliced from 10 exons. The record is from RefSeq and is a predicted model, not a curated record. Lineage: Eukaryota; Metazoa; Arthropoda; Insecta; Diptera; Tephritidae. Gene Ontology annotation, cellular component: mitochondrial membrane.
UCAACAUCGACCAAGGAAAUGUCUGUAUUUCGCCAAUUGAGAUUUAAUUAAAAUACUAAAAAUCGAGCGACAGUCCCACCAUAAUAACAGUCGUCAACAUUUCUCCGAUGUGGAUAGGUGCAGAAUACAGUUUGUCUUCAUACCCAUAGCAUUUGAUAGUUUGUAUUUACUUAGUUGUUGCUUUUAAUGCAUAGUUAAAUUUAUCACUUCGUAUUGUCAGUAUGGCGGCAUCGUUGAGAGAUAUAUAAGCGUAAUCAAUAUAAAUUUCUAUAGAGAAGAAGAAACGGGUAAUCUGAUUGUCUGGCUAACUAAAGAAUUGUCAGUUAAUAUACCACAUAUGUAUGUAUGUAGGUGGACAUUAAUGUGAAUGUGUGCUUGUGUGUUAAGGCUUACAUGUUUACAUACAUAGUAUAUCACUAGUGAAUCCCUCAACGUCCUCUGCUGCGCCAAUCGAAUUUGUCUCGUAUGAUAUUUUUCCAGCGAUAACGUCACACAACGCCAUAUAUCGUACGUCGCACUUCUCAGCAUCAAUCGGCUGGCUUAUCAUUAAAAUAGACUAUAUACAUAGCGGCGCAGUUAGUAAAAAAACAAAAUACACAAUCAAUUCUUAAAUAUGAACGAUACUUUGAAUAUAUACAUAUAUGUACAUACAAUCAAACGCGUAAAGUAAAUGUGCACGUCGUUAAUUAGAGCGAUCGGAUGAUUUUCUACAAAGCAGCAAAAAAAAAAAUCCAUCACUAAGAAAAUACAAUAAAAACAAAACAAAAAGCCACAUACGAACAAACAUAUGUACAUACAUAAUUUAAUACGAGGGGAUAUUGCAAAUUAUACAAAAUCUAGCAGUUAAACGAGAAAAUGCUAACUUCAGUGCUUAACUUUGUGCAAGGUGCUGUGGAGCUGUCCUCCAUUGGUUGUGUUGAGGUGGCAUCAGUGGUUCUGAUCGUCUACUAUAUCUACGCCAAAACAAGAGCACUUGAUUUCAUAGCCAACCUGUUUCCUAAUUUGAAUUUGAAUAUAAAUUAUCGGCCAUCAAUAGUAAAGUUCAACUCUAUGGGCAAUGAACUCUUCACAACGCUACGUAGAAAUGUCAAGGCGGUAAGUGAUCUUCAUCAAGUGGUUACCAGCAGAUUAGAAAAGAUUACUUAUCAUAAAAACAGAUACAUGCAUACGUACAUACAUACAGAGGAAACAAAACAGCCAAAUGCGCUCACACAUGCUCAAGGUACCAACAACAUGCUGGAGCUGACCCCACAUGCCGGCCGGAAACCGUAUCAUUCAAUGUUCGACUGGGGUGUAUACUUUCCGUUUCUGGCACAAUGCUUGCGCAUAAAACGUUUCGAAUAUCCACAGGUUUCCGGCGUUGUACAGGAGGAUCCAAUGCUGCAGCGUGCAAUCAAGCAAGCUGCUGAACAAAUUAUACGUGAACAGCGUAUUGAAACACAUAAAACAUUUAGAAUAAAUAAUGAAGCGCCAACCGAUGCAGAGGAAGAGUUGAAAAAGUAUCAGGAAAUCUUUAAAAGUCAGGAAUGCCGUGCCAAAAAUAUUUUAAUGAAUAUGCGUUCAACCUUGAACCACUACCUGAUAAUGCUUACAUCUUGGUUGCUCUACAAACUUCUUCCAUGCUUCUUAUCAGGCGUCGUCACACACACAAGACAAAUAGAAACAUUAAAAAAGGCAUCGGAACGUGCACCUGGCAUACCAUUAAUAUUUCUGCCAUUGCAUCGUAGCCAUCUUGACUACAUAAUGGUUACAUUUAUCUUGACCAACAAUGAUAUACGUAGCCCGCUAGUGGCUGCUGGAGACAACUUACAGAUUCCGGUAUUUGGCGGUCUUUUACGUUCACUAGGUGCUUUUUUCAUUAAAAGAAAAAUCGACCCUGUCGUGGGGAAAAAAGAUAUACUCUAUCGCGCAAUCUUGCAACAAUAUCUCCAACAUGCACUAAAAAUGUCACACAAUGUUGAGUUCUUCAUCGAGGGUGGACGCACCCGUACUGGCAAACCUUGUAUGCCAAAAGGCGGCAUAUUAUCGGUGAUUGUUAACGCUUUUAUGGAUCGUAGCAUACCAGAUGCACUUUUGGUACCCGUUUCUGUUAAUUAUGAACGCCUAGUCGAUGGAAAUUUCGUGCGGGAACAAAAAGGCGAGAAGAAAGUACCAGAGUCCUUCUGGAAAGCCAUGGCAGGAAUUUGGAAGACACUCCACUCAAAAUACGGUCUUAUGCGCAUCGAUUUCAAUGAACCCUACUCUAUAAAAGAACUCGUGCAAUCCUAUAAUAAGAUUGCAACAGACAAUAGCCCCUUCAAAGUUUACAAACCUUCUGAACGCACCUUACAGCAUAAUCAGUCAACAUCUUCAUUGUAUGGCACCGACGUAGUUUGCGAAGAGCACCGCACACUAAUAGAAAGCAUUUCACGAGAAGUUGUGUUUGACUGCGCCGCCGCAACAUCAGUCAUGUCAACAAAUGCGCUGGCAUUCUUAAUGUUAACACGUUUUCGUAGCGGAGCAUCAAUCAUCAAGAUUGCUGAAGCAUUAGAUUCGCUACGCGAUCAUUUGAAAGGACGUAAAGAUAUGGCUUUCGCUGGAGACUCUCUACAUAUACUCAAAUACUCAUGUGAUUUAUUGGGUGAAGCGUUGAUAUCGCGGACGCUGGACGACCGCGGACAAGUUUACUUACAACCAGUACAAAGUAUCGAGAGUUUAAUUGAGUUGUCUUACUAUUCAAAUAUGUUGACACCAUACUUUGCCCUACAAUCUGUAAUGAUGAUAACAUUUCACGAAUUGCUGCCGAAACCAGUGGACGGAAAGCCACUUGAAGGGGAAACAGACGCAGCCAAACUGCCAGGACUUUCGAGGAAAAAUCUUAUUGAUGCUGCUUUAGCAAACUGUGAUGUACUGCGUUACGAAUUUAUUUUGCAUAAACCAACUCAGGUAUUGAGUAACCUUUUGGAGGUUUCAUUAGACGAACUGAUUGUGCACGGAUUGAUAAAGUUGCCUGAAAUAAAAGAAGAGCCUGACUGCAAUGCCGAAAGCCGCAAAAUUGCGCGUAAUAUUGCAGCGUACCUAGACGAUACAGAUGAUUCCGAAUAUACCGAUUACGAGCAGGAAGAAAUUUACAAUCAAAACGAACAGCCAGACUUAUUUUUGGCGCUCGACACACUGACUGAACAGAAAGCGCUUUGUGAAGUACUGGCACCGUUUAGUCACACAUACUACUCAGUGGCGCAGUCACUAAGUAUUCUUUACAAAAAUUCUAUGCUCGAAACUGAAUUUAUAAAAUUUGUAAUUGCUGAUAUUUCGAAUAAGGUGAAAACUGGAGCUUGUCCAUAUGCAGAAAGCGUUUCGACAGAUUCGGUGCGAAAUUGUUUAAAACUGCUGGAGAAAUGGUCAGUUUUGGAGAUUUGUAAUGAUCAUGGGCUGCGCCUUUUAACGCUCGGAACACUAUAUGAGACGUCGAAAGAGUCUAUAAAGACAAUUGUUGGAAGAAUAUCAAAAAUUGUUCCAACCAAAUACGGCUACUUGCCUCUUUAAAAGACAAAUCGUAUAAUUGUCAAAUAAAUAGGGGUCAGCUCACGAAUUUAUAGUUGCAAUUUCUCCUGCUUAACAACGAAAUAUCAUCAGGUACUCACGGUUGUUGACAGACUAAGUAAAUGAGUUCAUACAACGCAACGUAAUCCAAAAAUUAACAACAAAACUAAUGAAUUUACCGACUGAAUAGCUUAGCUUAAAGGAACAACUUGUAAUAAAGAACUAUUCGAAAUAGUUUUAAUUAGAAUGAGAGCGUUAUUAUAAAAAAAUUUCACAUAGGCCAUUUUUAAUUAACUCUGUCAUUUUUAUAUAAAUAUAAUAAAAUAAAAUAAUGAGUUGUACAAGUCGAGGUUAGUUAAGAUUUUGGUUCUUGACGAUUUUGAUGGCACUAAGCAUGAAUAUGGGCUAUGUGAUAUAUGUAGCUCUAUUUUUUUGUAAUAAAAUUGCUUUAGAUACAUAAGGUUCUGUAAAAGUAAGAAUGAAAAUAAAAAUACAUUUUUUAAGAAAACAUUUCGCAAA